AUGCAUGCUAAGGUGUCCGAGUCUUUAAGAGCUGUCGGAGUUGACCAAUCGUAUACUUUACUCACAGCUUCUCAUCACUACCUGCUGCAGAAUCCCAAGCUUUCAGCAUCAAAUAAGGCUCUUGUUCUGGAAGCUAUCAACAAUGUAGUAUCGGAUACGAAAAUUGUCAACGAACUGGAUGAACAACUAGUUCAUUUGAUGAUAAAUCUUGCCACGCGGGAAAUGACAAUGACCAGCAAGGAUGUCGAUACAGAUUGGGCUGAAGCCGGGAAGGAUGUUCCCGUGACCUUGGCAAAAACUCCUCGGUUUGUAACUCAUGUCUUAAACGCGCUACUGCAAAAGUUCCCUCCUGGGUUUACCACAAGUCCACACCGAAUCGAGUUGUCGAAAACUCUUCCUUGGAAUCGUAGCAUUGCCAUCUACAUUCUUGUGCACCUCAAAAAAUAUAUCAUAUCGCAUAUCAUCCAAUCGCGCUCAACUCAAAGAUUGUAUUUGAUGGCGAGAGAAUACAAAGGCAGUGCUGAACUGGAGAAGAUCCAACAGAUGCACCUCCGUCAUCAGAAAUGUCUAAAAUGUUAA
Cylicocyclus nassatus is the source of this 579-nucleotide messenger RNA. The record is from the annotation of a GenBank genome assembly. Lineage: Eukaryota; Metazoa; Nematoda; Chromadorea; Rhabditida; Strongylidae.